GCGGUUUUUUGUGGCACGACGUCCAAUGUAAUUAUAAAAAUUGGCAAGGUGCGGGCGAGAACCUACUUCUUCGUCAUGCCAGAUGUCGACCACCCUAUCCUCCUGGGCAGAUCGUUCAUGUGCAGGACGGAGACUAUGAUCUUUAAUAAGCACGAUGGAACGAUGAUAUUGCUCUUGAGCGAUCCGGCCUGUGAGAACUAUGAGGUUAUCACCUGUCGAAACACAGGGCCAGGGAGCGAGAGGAAUCAGCCUAAUCCUGGCUCGUUCACUUUUGUAGAAUCAAAGAAUGAGCGGCGAAGGUUUUGGGAAGAGCCCGAGGGGGAAGGAGGGGCGAAGGUGUUGUCGCUAAGCCUCAAAGAUGUGAACAAGGCUAUGGAGAUAGUGACGGCACACGAGAUGGCAGAUCCGGAGGCAAUCAAGGCGCUGAGGGAGCAAGUCUUGGAAAACCCUCAGAUGGGGGAAGUAGAAUUGAUCUAUCGACUUCCUGGAGGAAGGGGCAGCUCUGCGAUGGCACAGCCCCAAACGUCAAGCCGACCUUUUUUAGGGAACGGCUUAAGCAGGGCGUCCAAAGGCGGGAACAAGAACAGGGCCGAUGGCCUGAGCCGUGUCAACAAGGACAGCUUGGAUCAGGAGUCGACCGAAGAUACUCCACCAGUUGAUGGGAUUUUGGACCAGGAAGAGGACGUCCGGCUCCAUAUAAACAAGUGGUCCUUGCGAGUGCCCAACUGUGUUAGCCAACCCAUAUGGAUAGCGCCUAGAGGGUAUGAGCAAAAGGCGGAUUUAGUCCUCAAGCCGUUUCAGGAGGAGGACCCAUGGGGAGGCAAGGAUGUCCACUGGAUGAUGAAGUUGGCGUUGGCAGGUACGCAUGACUUGGUAGAGGAAGUAAGAACGAUAGAGGAGGGCCCUACUCAAGUAGAGGAGCAUGAGCAGCUGAUGGGAGGGAUGUACCUGCUUAUGAAUACACUUCAGCAAGGGGACUUCGACCGAAAGACCUCCUUAAGUCCAGUUGAAGGCGAGGACCUCGUUCCUGAGAGUCAGGACGAUGAGUUCGAGGAAGGGGAGAUAAAGGAGGCGUUUCGGGCAGAGGAGUAUGACGGGAUCUACCUUGAGUUAGAGAUACAUGAGCAGAGGGACAGAAUGGAGGCUGCAGGGAUAUCGCCGACACCACUAGCUGACCCCAAGAUAAGCGAGCAAAGGAUUGACGAGUUGUGGGCCAGAUAUGAGGGUCCACGGGAGGCAGCUCGCCAGAGGUCACAAGAGGCAGGGCAGGCAGGUGAGAGGGCAGAUGAGGCGAUAGAGAUCGGAGAGCUGGGAUUUUCCGCCGCCAGGAGGGCCAUCGAGCGGGUGGACAGAAGGAUACGACAAGCCGCCACCACAUCCUUCCAGAGGUAUACUCUACUCAGUGAUAAGCUGGCAUUCAGGAAGGGAGAGGUGGAACAACUGACUGCCCAGCUCGCAGAAGAAAAAACUGAGAAUAAGGCCUGGAGGACUCGCUUGGAAGUGAAAGAAGCUGAGUGGAAGAAGGGGCUCAAAGAGAUGUCAGCUGCAGUGGAAAGACUUUCAGCCACUAAGGUGGUCGAUUGGACUGAACAGAGCAGGUAUGGCAUUCAAGGUGAAGGGAUGCAGGGACUGUUUGACCAGGGGGAGGCGGCAGAGACAUCUUAACAGGGAAAGCUAAAGAAGGUGUUUCUGGACCCGGCCGACGUAGAGGCGAGGAGAGAGGCUAACAUAAGAAGUUUUGAGUUCAAGGCUUCCACCGA
This is a messenger RNA of Chara braunii, 1760 nucleotides long. NCBI's taxonomy places the organism in Eukaryota, Viridiplantae, Streptophyta, Charophyceae, Charales, Characeae. The record is from the annotation of a GenBank genome assembly.